This is a messenger RNA of Branchiostoma floridae (Florida lancelet), 1422 nucleotides long. Its product is annotated as deoxyribose-phosphate aldolase-like. Bases 49 to 1107 code for a protein of 352 amino acids. The record is from RefSeq and is a predicted model, not a curated record. Gene Ontology annotation, molecular function: deoxyribose-phosphate aldolase activity. NCBI's taxonomy places the organism in Eukaryota, Metazoa, Chordata, Leptocardii, Amphioxiformes, Branchiostomatidae. Gene Ontology annotation, cellular component: cytoplasm. Gene Ontology annotation, biological process: carbohydrate catabolic process; deoxyribonucleotide catabolic process. The transcript has 8 exons.
UGACGUCAUGUAAGUUUUCCUUGUUGACAGGAUUGAGGAAGAAGGUGCAUGGUGGUAAGAAGAGAUUUUGGUUCACGUAAAAUUGGAGGAGCAAGUUUAGCACAAACAGGAGCUCCGUGCACGGAUAAAAACCUGUCCUACUCUACAGUCAUGGCCUGUAGGAAUCCUGGAGUAGAGCUAGACUUAGGCUGGGUCCAGUCCACCAGAGUCAACCAGCCGGCAACCAUACGCAGGGCACAGUACCUGUCUACCACCAGGACUGUCAAGAAAAAAUGGCAGGCUUCGUGGCUGCUGCGUGCGGUAACCUGUAUUGACCUGACGACCCUGUCCGGUGACGACACCCCGGCUAACGUACAGAGGCUGUGUUAUAAGGCAUAUCAUCCUGUCAGGGACGACUUACUCAAGGCUGUUAACAUGCAGGACAAAGGUAUUACUACAGGAGCUGUGUGUGUGUACCCUGCCAGAGUGAAGGAGGCAGUCAAGUACCUGAAACAGGCUGGGGCAAACAUACCUGUGGCCUCAGUUGCGACAGGCUUCCCCAGUGGUCAGUACCCCCUGUCCACCCGACUACAGGAGGUGAGGGACGCAGUGCUACAGGGGGCUUCUGAGAUCGACAUUGUCAUCAGCAGAACUCAGGCUCUCAGUGGGGACUGGCAAGGUGUGUACGAUGAAGUAAAGGCCUUCAGAGAAGCCUGCGGAGAGGCUCACCUCAAGACUAUCCUGGCUACAGGAGAACUGGGGUCUCUCACCAACGUUUACAAGGCCUCACUGGUGGCCAUGAUGGCUGGUUCCGAUUUCAUCAAGACCUCCACUGGGAAGGAAGGAGUGAAUGCCAUCCUGCCUGUAGGUGUGGUGAUGUGCAGGGCCAUCAGGGAUUACUAUCAGAGAACUGGAUACAAGGUCGGUUUUAAACCAGCAGGGGGCAUCCGCAGUGCGAAGGACGCCUGCACCUGGUUGGCCCUGAUGAAGGAGGAGCUGGGAGACGAGUGGACGCACCCCUCCAUGUUCCGCAUCGGCGCCAGCGGACUUCUGACCGACAUCGAGCGACAGCUGUACCACCAUGUCUACGGUCGUUAUGCUGCGGCCCACCAGUUACCUAUGUCGUAAUGGACACAACAAGCCAAACAAGACAAACUAUGAAACAGAUGUACUAGUUAUUUCGUGUUGAGACAAAUAUGCAGAUUUCUUGUGUCAUGAUUUCUUGGUGGAAUGGUCACUAUGAAAAUAAAACAACCUUGAACAUUCAAAGAUUUAUAAUUAAAGUAGACUCUCAGACAAUUUGAGAUGAAUUUAACGGUGCACACACCAGUUCUUCCGCGACAGGGGUCCGAGCUAGUGCGCGAGAAAAAAGUGAUGAAAGGCUUCCGAGGGUCCAUGUUUGAGUUGACAUUUCUCAUUAUUUCCUGCGAAAUGACAUUAAAC